AUGCCUCCUUCAAACCAGAAUGGUUCUACUCCAGCAAGUGGAGAUGACUUUGCUUUGAAGUCAUUCGUCACCAGAAAUCGUUCAUUGGCAAGAAGAUCAGUUCAUGGCCCCCCAAAAGGCCUUUUCAACUUGUCAGGCUCAGGAAUCAGUGAAAAUCAGACUUCAGAAUCAAAUCCUCCUUCCCAAGCGCCAGGCAAACCAAAGAGACCAGUGUCCAUUAUAUCUGGAAUCGAUACCUCUCAAAUAAUGUCUCAAGGUCCUCCAUCAGCAUCCAGCUCAAGAGGUAGACCAAUUUCAAUGAUUUCGAUGUCUAGUGCAGGCACUUCAACUUCGAAUUAUAAUGUGGCAGCCAGAAAUCCUUUCAAGAUUGAUUUGAUGUUGGAUAACGAUGCAUCUACAACAUCUAUUGCAAGCUCGUCGAACUCGCAAUCCUUCAAUCAAAAUGUUUUGAGGAAUAAUUAUUCAGCGGUAGAUAAAAAAAUUUUUAAUACCCCACAGAUGUUAUAUUCUCCUGAUCCUGCCAACGGUGCAUCGAAUGGUGCUCAUAAUGCUACACAAACCCUUAAUUUGGCACCAAGUUUCAAUGUGAACCCCAAUAAUGGGACCAUUUUGGCAGAGAAAAAGUUUAAUUUGGGGAACGUAACUAAAAGCUCGCCAAACUUAGAGAAAAAUAAUCAACCAAACGAUUUAGAAUAUAGAACUAAUGUACGGUCUAUCCAUCGGCAAUUUAACAUCAACAAGUUCAAUAUCUCACUCAAGUCAGAUUUAUUUAGGGAUUUCAAGCUGGGAAAACAACAACUAUUGAAACAAUUGGAUAAGAUCCAUGAAAGUUACAUGAUUAAUUCAAAAACUCCAGUUGUGAAUCAGUUUACUAUAAAGAAAUUGCAAUCUGAUGAUGUCCAAGAUAUUGAUUGGGAAUUCUGGAAAUCUGUGGUUGAUCAUUAUCCAACAAAAAUGACCAAUGUUCGAUCCCUAAAGAGAGUCGAGACAGUUUUUUCGACUAGUGGCAUUCCUUCUUCUGUUAGGCCCUUGAUUUAUCUAUAUUUGACCAACAGUAAAACAGCUACCCUUGAGAAAAUUUAUAAAGAAAACACAGUUAUCAGCUUUUUCUCAAAGGAAAAUGAUCUCAGGCUUCGAAUUUGCGAGACAUUCAAUACCGAAUUGCGGUGUUUAAAAUCGGAUCAGUAUUUGUUCGAAAUUAGUGAUCUCAAUAAAGAGCUUCUUCAGAAAGUUGACAAAGACUUGUUUGAAAUUUUGAGAAAUUUUACAAUUUAUUAUGACAGAGGUGGAUACGCUGAGAUCAAAGGCUUAUUGAGCCCUGACAAUUCCCCAUCGGUAAAUAAUGCUAUAAAUAAUGAUGAACCAAAUGCCAAUAGUUUUUACUUACCAUCGAAGGCUAUAGUUUCUGUUUGUGCUUUGUUGCUUAGGAGCUGUGGCGUAGAGGAUGGUGUGUUUGAUAUCAAAACCAGUGAUUCUAGAUUGACUAAGGCUGAAAUUUUCGGCUUGUUAGUGAUGUUGAAUGAAAAUUAUUUCUGUUUUGAUAAUGAAAUUAAUGCCAGAAAUCUUAGAAUUCUUAAAAAACGGAAAAAGAACAGUGCUACAGAUAAAGCAGCUGCUAUUGUUGCCGGAUACAACUCUGCGGCUGCUAGUGGAGCAUCCAGUAGAAGAUCUUCAAUAACAGUUGAUUCAGGCUUGAUAAUGGCAAAAGCACAAAUCUCAAGACAAGAAUCAGAAUUGAAUAAUAUUAAAUACCAUUAUACUUCGGAUCAUAAUAAGGACAAAUUCAUUUAUAUCUUUAAUAGGUCUAUGGAAGAUUUAUUCCCAGAAGUUUUUCUCUAUUUGUCUUCCAAAGGUAUCCACACAAAUAUUUUGCUUGAACGGUUUGUAUUUGAGUUCUUUCAUAGAUUCUCCACCAGUUAUAAAUUAUAUGACAACGAAAAUCAGGAUGAAAAGAAUAUUCCAAAAGAAGAAGAUUCAGACAUUGAAGAGCAAAAUUUGUCUAAUUCCUCUGCAUCUCCCCCUAAAUCAAAGGCUAAUAAAACUGUGAAAAUUAAUGAUAUAGAGCUCAACAAUACUGAAUUUGAAACUAUUAGAGCAUCAGUUAACAAUGAUCUCUCAAUUGACUCAAUCAAUGAAAUUAAGGGUGAUUUGGAUGCUGAAGUUAACAACAAAUUCUUUAGUAAUGGCUAUAAACUUAGUAAUGAGAAUUUGCUCAGAAUACUUGACAUGGUAAUGAUUCAAGGGGUUGAGUUUCUCAUCAAGUUUUUAUUGUUGGUAAUCGAAAAAAAUUAUUUCAAGAUUUUCAAAAUUAAAAAUAAUCAAGUAUUGAUGAAGUUCCUUAGCAGCAACGUGGUGUUCAAUUUCAUUAGAGAAGAAAAUAUUAAAUUUGUUACCAAGAAAAUUUAUGAAAGUGAGCUCGACAAGUAUGAGGAUAUCAAUUCAUACAGCAAUCCAAACAGACUUGUCGAAGACGAAUUAUCAAAGCCGGAAAGUGAAAUGGCAGAAAACAACUCAAACAAGCUUGACAUCAAACUGCUUGCAAAGGGAACAACCGUGAGGAGUGAUCUUAGAAAAUCAAAUCUAGGAAAUUCGCAGAACCCAAAAUCCGAAAAACUAAUUGAUAUUACCAUCAAGGAGAAAAAAACUUUCGGAGACUUCAUUGUGGAAUCACUUAAAUUCGAGCCGGUGAUAUAUAAAUACGAAGAAGAAUUAAAAAUGUUGGAAAAAGAAAGAAGAGCCAUGGAAUCUGGUGCCAAUACUGGUAUUGGCAUUUAUAAGAAUAAGAGGGCCAAUAAUAGUGAAACUUCUAUUGCAUCGACACUUACUUCCAAUUUUGGAGAUGAUGGAGCUAUUCAGUUUUCCAGAAAUUCAUCAAGCUCAUCACUUUCCGACCCCUCAUUAUCAAUGGAGGAUUUGGAAACCCCCGAGCUUAUUGACUUGAGAGCAGAGAAGAAAGAUAAUAAAGUUCGGUUGAUGAAACUUCAAACCGAUCUAAAUAACCUUUCAUUAACUCAUAAAACUUACAAACGGGAAAUUCUAUUAAAAAAUGAGCAUCUUAAUAAGAUUAAGAACUUGAAUUUGGAGUUAAAGAUGAAAAAAGAAGAAUUGGAAAGAAAUUUCAAUGAUUUGAAACUCAAAGAGGAAUUGUACCAUUCUGUUUUGCGUAAUAUAAAGAUUGAUGAAAUGAACAAUGAAGUCAAAAGUCAAAUUGAGCAUUCCUCGGCUGAUAUCAGAGAUGUCAUUGAAAAAACUGAUAAAAUCAAAGCUGAUAUGGUUAAGAUUAAUGAGACUCAUAAAACCUCGAAGAGCAAUAAGAGCAGCCCGGUUGCCAAGACUGCCGCGUCUUUCUUUAGCGGGUUUGGUUUCGGAAGAUAA
Molecule: messenger RNA, 3375 nt
Organism: Saccharomycopsis crataegensis
Lineage: Eukaryota; Fungi; Ascomycota; Saccharomycetes; Ascoideales; Saccharomycopsidaceae
Exons: 1
Coding region: 1-3375 (1124 amino acids)
Source: RefSeq, a predicted model, not a curated record